UCUCUGUAGCUCACUCCCUCGCCGCCAUUUACGAGGCAGGAAGGUGUUUGUGUGAGAGAGAGAGAGAGAGAGAGCCUUUGACCGCCGGAGCAGCAGCGUCACCGCCAUGGCGGGCGAUCAGAUGCACGUGCUCUCCGCGCUGGACAGCGCCAAGACGCAGUGGUACCACUUCACCGCCAUCGUCAUCGCCGGCAUGGGCUUCUUCACCGACGCCUACGACCUCUUCUGCAUCUCCCUCGUCACCAAGCUCAUCGGCCGCGUCUACUACACCGCCGACGGCGCGUCCAAGCCGGGCAGCCUGCCGCCCAACGUCUCGGCGGCCGUGAACGGCGUCGCCUUCGUCGGCACGCUCACGGGGCAGCUCUUCUUCGGGUGGCUCGGCGACAGGGUCGGCCGGAAGAGCGUCUACGGCAUGACGCUGCUCUUGAUGAUCAUCUGCUCCGUCGCGUCGGGGCUGUCGUUCGGGGACACGCCGACGAGCGUCAUGGCCACGCUCUGCUUCUUCCGCUUCUGGCUCGGCUUCGGCAUCGGCGGCGACUACCCGCUCAGCGCCACCAUCAUGUCGGAGUACGCGAACAAGCGGACGCGCGGGGCGUUCAUCGCCGCCGUGUUCGCGAUGCAGGGGUUCGGGAUCCUCGCCGGCGGCGCGGUGGCGAUCGGGAUCACCGCGAUCUUCAGGAGCCGGUUCCCCGCGCCGCCGUUCGCCGCCGACCCGGCGGCGUCCACCCCGCCCCAGGCCGACUACGUGUGGCGGCUCAUCCUCAUGUUCGGCGCGCUUCCCGCGGCGCUCACCUUCUACUGGCGGAUGAGGAUGCCGGAGACGGCGCGGUACACCGCCAUCGUCGCCAAGAACGCGGAGCGCGCCGCGGCCGACAUGUCCAAGGUGCUCCAGGUGAAGAUCACGGCGGAGCAGGCGGAGAUGGCCUCGCCGGUGGACAAGCCCUUCACCAGCAAGCCCUUCGGCCUCUUCUCCGGCGAGUUCGCGCGGCGCCACGGGUUCCACCUCCUGGGCACGACGUCGACGUGGCUCCUCCUGGACAUCGCCUACUACUCCCAGAACCUGUUCCAGAAGGACAUCUUCAGCGCCAUCGGGUGGAUCCCGGAGGCGAAGACGAUGAGCGCGCUGGACGAGCUGUACCACAUCGCGCGCGCGCAGACGCUGAUCGCGCUGUGCGGGACGGUGCCGGGCUACUGGUUCACGGUGGCGCUGAUCGACGUGGUCGGGCGGUUCAAGAUCCAGGCGGCGGGGUUCUUCGUGAUGACGGCGUUCAUGCUGGCGCUGGCGGUGCCGUACGACCACUGGACGGCGGCGGGGAACCAGAUCGGGUUCGUGGUGCUGUACGCGCUCACCUUCUUCUUCGCCAACUUCGGGCCGAACGCGACGACGUUCAUCGUGCCGGCGGAGAUAUACCCGGCGAGGCUGCGCGCGACGUGCCACGGGAUAUCGGCGGCGUCGGGGAAGGUGGGCGCGAUCGUCGGGUCUUUCGGGUUCCUGUACCUGGCGCAGAGCCCCGUCCCGGCCAAGGCGGCGGCGCACGGCUACCCGCCGGGCAUCGGCGUCCGCAACUCGCUCUUCGCGCUCGCCGGCUGCAGCUUGCUCGGCUUCCUCCUCACCUUCCUUGUGCCGGAGCCCAAGGGCAAGUCGCUCGAGGAGAUGUCACGGGAGAACGAGGUCGGCCAGCCGUGAUCCACCCGUUAAUUCCACCGCCGUCCGUCUGCAUGCAAGAUCCAUGCAUAUGCGUGGUUAGUCCACUAGAGAUUUUUGUUCUCUUUUUUCUAGAAUCCAUUGGAAUGCAUAUGUUCUUUUUUUUUCUAGAAUCCAUUAGAGGCUGGAUGAUGAAAUAAUGGCCGCCAAUUAAUUGUUGACGACAAUGUAGUUUAGCAUUAGGUGAGUUUUUCAUAUAAUGAAACUAUCAUUAGAGUUCAUGCUGAUUC
Molecule: messenger RNA, 1935 nt
Organism: Oryza sativa Japonica Group (Japanese rice)
Lineage: Eukaryota; Viridiplantae; Streptophyta; Magnoliopsida; Poales; Poaceae
Source: RefSeq, a predicted model, not a curated record